Messenger RNA from Polistes dominula (European paper wasp), 874 nucleotides. It is a transcript of the gene Prosbeta6, whose product is annotated as proteasome beta6 subunit. NCBI's taxonomy places the organism in Eukaryota, Metazoa, Arthropoda, Insecta, Hymenoptera, Vespidae. Gene Ontology annotation, cellular component: proteasome core complex; nucleus; cytoplasm. The record is from RefSeq and is a predicted model, not a curated record.
CGACAGUAAGAAUUCAGUUCAAUUGAAAGUGUAUUGUCAUCCACAGUCGGUGUUUAAGUCUUUUUAAUAUUUUAAUAUUUCUUUCUUUAAAAAUAUGGCUCUUUAUUCUCCGAAUGGAAUGUCACGAGGUUUGCCUGAUUAUGAAAGAGAAGGAAUUAAACAACUAAAUUUCAGCCCCUACGCUGAUAAUGGAGGGAGUGUCGUAGCUCUUGCUGGUGAAGAUUUUUGUAUAAUUGCUGCAGAUAAUCGACUUAGUACAGGAUACUCUAUUUGUACUAGGGAACAGGAAAAAUUGUUUUCCUUGUCGGAUACAACUGUCUUAGGUUGUUCUGGUUGUUGGUGUGACACAUUAAGUUUGACUAGAUUGCUAGCUGCUCGUAUGCAGAUGUACGAGCAUGAACAUCAAAAAAAGAUGACAACACCAGCUGUAGCUCAAAUGCUUUCAGCUAUGCUCUACUAUAAAAGAUUUUUUCCUUAUUACGUGAGCAACGUACUUGCUGGAUUAGAUGAGAAUGGUAAAGGAUGCGUUUACAGCUAUGAUCCUAUAGGACAUUGCGAAAAGUCAAUGUACAGAGCUGGAGGAUCUGCUGGUGCACUUUUACAACCACUUCUUGAUAAUCAGAUUGGAUAUAAAAAUCAAGAAGGUGUUACACCAGAAUUACUUACACAAGAAAAAGCAUUAUUAGUAUUGAAAGAUGUUUUUAUAUCUGCUGCAGAAAGAGAUAUUUACACUGGUGAUGGGAUAAGCAUAAAAAUUAUUACUAAAGAUGGUAUAACCAGCGAUAGCUUCCCAUUGAGAAAGGAUUAAAAUAUUGAAUAUGAUACAUGAAUUAUUUAAUUAUGGUGAUAUAUAAAUAAAGUUUUUGCUUUCAUA